Molecule: messenger RNA, 4132 nt
Organism: Melanotaenia boesemani (Boeseman's rainbowfish)
Lineage: Eukaryota; Metazoa; Chordata; Actinopteri; Atheriniformes; Melanotaeniidae
Gene: ulk1a
Product: unc-51 like autophagy activating kinase 1a
Exons: 27
Coding region: 423-3182 (919 amino acids)
Biological process (GO): positive regulation of autophagy; protein autophosphorylation; autophagosome organization
Cellular component (GO): autophagosome; cytoplasm
Molecular function (GO): protein serine/threonine kinase activity; ATP binding
Source: RefSeq, a predicted model, not a curated record
AUGCGGAUGGUUAGAAAGGUGAGGAGUACAAUGUCUGAGCUCAGUGUAUAAAUACAAACUAUCCUUUAACAGCACUGAAACGACUUUCUACCGUCCAACGGGUUUAUGGAAGUGGCUGGGACUAUUUUAAAUCGUUCAGUGGACCUCUAAUAUUAUGUUUACAUACAGUUCUAUUUUAAGUACCCACAUUGUUGUGACUUUUUUUUCUCUUUCUGUCUUUUUUUUCUUUUUAUUUUGACGGAUACUGCAUAACGUUAUAUGCCGCCGUUGUGAUGAGGCUUGUAAAGUGUGAAAGAAGCACUUUUGUUUUGUGAAAUGGAAUUUUUCUUCGUGUCGUGGGACUGUACGUCUGCUUCAUUUGGAACGACAGACUUUUGCUUUAAUACUGUAAAUUGACUGUAUUGCUUAUAUUUUUCAAACUCAUGGAGUCUGUUGGGAAGUUUGAGUUCAACAGGAAAGACUUGAUUGGUCACGGUGCCUUUGCAGUUGUGUUCAAAGGCAGACACAAAGAGAAACGUGAUUGGGAAGUUGCUGUUAAGUGUAUUAACAAGAAGAAUAUUGCCAAAUCACAGUCUUUGCUGGGAAAAGAAAUCAAAAUAUUAAAGGAACUCAGACAUGAAAAUAUUGUUAGACUGCUUGACUAUCAGGAGAUAGGAGGGUGUGUGUAUCUUGUCAUGGAGUACUGCAAUGGCAGUGAUCUGGCAGAGUAUCUCCACUCAAAAGGCACGCUCAGUGAAGACACCAUUCGUGUGUUCCUGCAGCAGAUUGCUCAGGCCAUGAAAGUCCUGCAGAGCAAAGGAAUCCUCCAUAGGGACCUCAAACCCCAAAAUAUUUUACUCUGCCAACCAGAGGGGCGUAGAUCCAGUUCUAUCAAUACCAUCAUUAAGAUAGCUGACUUUGGGUUUGCACGGCAUCUCCAGACAAACACCAUGGCAGCCACACUGUGUGGCUCUCCCAUGUACAUGGCUCCUGAGGUUAUCAUGUCCCAGAACUAUGAUGCCAAGGCCGAUCUGUGGAGCAUAGGUACUAUUGUGUACCAAUGUCUCACAGGAAAAGCACCUUUUUAUGCCAGCACACCACAGGAGCUCCGUCUCUUCUAUGAAAGCAAUACCACCCUGUUACCCAGCAUCCCAAAGGAGACUUCCGCUAACUUAAGACAUCUGCUGCUGGGGCUGCUCCAGAGAAACCACAAAGAACGAAUCAGCUUUGAUGAGUUUUUCCACCAUCCUUUCUUGGAGACAAGCUUGUCCACAAAGAAAUGCUCACCUGCCCCAAUGCUUUCCUACCCCAGCUCUGGCUCAGGCAGCUUGUCCAGCAGCUCCUCCACAUCCCAGCUGGCCUCGCCUCAAGUACACUAUCUUCAUUCCGAUGGAGAAAUGCACCAGCUUCAGCCCAAAGUGAUGCACUCGCCUACACAAGAGGCUGCUGACUUCCAGCGGAAAGAAAAAUCCAAUCAAAAUGGGAGGAACACACCAUUGUACACAGAAGAUUAUGUCAUGGUGCCUGCCCAGUUUCCUAGUGAAUACACAUAUGGGGUGGAAGCUGGGUCACCUAAUGACAGUUGUCUGAUAUACAGUGGGAACUCGGGACUGGUUGAAAGAGGUUCUGGAGUUGCAGGAAGAACCGCACCACCCUCAUCCCUUCUGCACUUUCCUUCCAAGCCUGUUUGCAAUCCUGUUGAAUUACAUGGUGGUAACUGCAGCCCAUCAGUGCCCAUUCCUGUCCCAACUCAGAUCCAAAACUACCAGCGUAUGGAACAGAACCUGCAACCCGUCGGAUUGCAUGGCUCCACUAGGGUCAUGCUAUGCUGUGCUCGUAGCAGAAGUGCAACCCCACCGAAAUGUGGAUGUCGUAGAGCUUCUUGUUCAAACAUCCCCUCUGACACCCCAAAGCUGGUCGGAGUUGGUCAACCGCAGCAUUGCUCUCCAUUAGUUGGACUGACCCCAAAGACAUCAGAGCAGACUCUCCCACUCAGUACAAAAACUGGACUGCUCACUGAAUCUCCUGGAGAAGAGGUCAUCACCGGCUCAAAGCAGCAGAUUCAACACAGGAAACCAAACCGGACCAGGACAGUCCCAAACCUCCAAUCCCUUGACCCAUCCCCUGCUUCCCAGACAAAUCUCAGCCAGAAGCCAGCCAAUAAAAAGGGACCGUUUAAAAGAUCACUCAGCACUGGCAGGCUGUCCGACAUGCUACUGAAGGCAGCCUUUGGGGCUAACCUUUUUGAAGAGGGAAGUGAUGAGAGCUUCCACUGUGAAAAAAGCAUGGAUAUAGCAGCUCCACCUACUGGAUGUCAGAAAGUUUUUUACCUCCCAGACAGCCCACCUCCUGCAGUCUUCACUAUGGGUUCCCCAUCACAUGGAAACACUCCUCCUGAUGCAGUGGUAUCGAGGAUGCUCUUAGGCUCUCCCAGCUACUUCAGCUCAGGCUGGCAACUCAACAGCCGUCCCCUCCAGCGAGGAAGCCGAAGAAACAGUGAGACUGAAGCCAUGGAUGCUAGUCCACUGAUUUUUCACCCUCCAGAACUACCUGAAGACACACUGAUGGAGCAAGCUCAUACAGAUGCUCUGAGUGGCUUGCGUUUCACUUUGGCUUUUGUCCACUGUGUUAUGGAGCUGGCUUCCUCAAAGGACCCAGGACUUGAUGCCAUCAGCAGUCCUGAUAUUUCUUUUCUAGAGCAGAGCUUCGUGGCAGAUCAGAUUAGCCUUCUGAGUAGAGAGUGGAGCUAUGCAGAGCAGUUAAUGCUGUACAUGAAAGCUGAGGAGUUUCUGUCAUCAGCUCUGCACACAGCCAAAGAAAACAUUAAACAAGGCCAGCUCCUGCCUUCUUCUACAGUCAAACAAGUGAUCAAGAAGCUAAACGACAUGUACAAGAACUGUGUGACCUACUGUCGCACCCUGAACAAUCGGCUGCAGACCUUCUUGCUUGACAAACAGAAGCUUAUGGACCGUUUUAAUGGUCUCACAGCAGAGAAGCUCAUCUACAGUCACACUGUGCAAAUGGUCCAGUCUGCUGCUUUAGAUGAGAUGUUUCACUAUGGUACAGCAUCCAUCCAACGCUAUAGUAAAGCCCUUCUGCUGAUGGAAGGUCUUUCCCGAACCUUCACAGACCAAAAGGACAUCGACAGCAUAAAUAAAUGUAAGCAGUGUAUUGAGAGACGCCUCUCAGCUUUGCAGACAUAACAGUAUCCAUGAGCUCUACAAGUAUGUUCAUGGUAACUGCUUUAUCUUGCAUCAUCCAUCACCCUUAAAUGUAGAUGGAUCCACCAACAGACAAGCACUUUGAUCUCACCUUGGAGAAAUGACCACUGGAGCAUCUACUUGUAUACUACUACCCAAAUAUGUAAAAAUGCACAGAAAAGGCUAAAAGCUCUGUUCUGUGCAUAUUCUUGAAAAGAGAAUGUUUUAAGAUUUUUUUUAAAACUUUGAUCAGGUAAAUUGCUUCAGUAUUUGUCUUGUGACAGAUUGUAUGUGUUAGCAUGUUUCUGUUUUGCACUUAGAACAAAUAGAAUGAUUGAUAAGUGUUAUCAAAUGUGUUAUACUUGAAACAAAGAUUAGGUUGCUUUCUCUGAAGCCUUUGAGUUACAUGUUGAUUAAUGUUCACCAGUCAACAGCAAAAUAUUUUGGAUGAGAUGACCAAAUAUUGCCAUGGAGUAGCAUUAUUACCGAAACUGUGCCUAUUUUUGUACAUUUUUCAUCAUAGUAAAAAUGUUAAUGUAAAUGUAAUGAAAGUAUGAUUUGACAUCAUACUAGGAAAUUGCUUUACGACUGCUAGUCUUAAAGACAUGCAUGUGUUAUGGGGAGGUUUUGUUUGACAGCUACAAAUCCAGUAAUCCCGUUAGUGGUCAAUCUUGAGGUACUGCAUGCCACAUUUCUUAUCUUUAUGUACUUUUUGUGUGCACAUUCAUUUACAUUUGUUUGGUUUAGUGCAAAUUUUAAUUGGUCAAUUAACUUGCACAUGCUUUCUGCCUGUAGGAAACUAAAGUUUUUUAAUUAAAUAUUCAAUAUUUUAUGAAAAUAGUUUCAUAGAGGCUUGUAAUGAUUUAUCCAAUUCCCUUUUUGUAUUUUCAAGUCUGUCAAUUUAGCCAGAAUGGGUUGUUACCAAAUGUGUGAUCAAAAUAAAUGUUAUUUAU